Messenger RNA from Meriones unguiculatus (Mongolian gerbil), 1285 nucleotides. RefSeq names its product glycoprotein IX platelet (gene Gp9). The record is from RefSeq and is a predicted model, not a curated record. The transcript has 3 exons. The coding region runs from base 444 to 1049 and encodes 201 amino acids. Lineage: Eukaryota; Metazoa; Chordata; Mammalia; Rodentia; Muridae.
CCAUGAAGACUGGCUAGGACGCAGCAGUAGAGCAUGUUGGCGGACCCUGUCCCUGCUGACCUGACGGCUGCCCUGCUGAACAAGAGCCAGCGUCCCUUAGAUGGUGGCACUGCUGCUCCCAGCCUCAGUUCCCUCUCCAGCCCUAAACUGCCUGAAUCUCUCCAAACCUUCAGGCAGGAUCCUUUUACUGUGUUUGUUGAUCUCGCCCGACACCAGCCAUGGCCACAGGGUGUUAUCCAGGGAUCUCUUCCUCGUCUCAGUGGUCCAUCCUUCCUCCCGCAGUCCCAGGAGCCCUGGCUUCAGCAAGUGUCACUCCAGCCCAGGCUUCACCGGCCCCCUCCCUUCCGCGCUCGUGAACUCUGUCAUCUGCUAACUAUCAACUGGCUUGCAGCCAGCACUGCCAGCUCCUGCAGCUCACACACACCACCACCACAGCCUAAACCAUGAUAGCACCAGCCCACAGAAGGUGUGCUCCAGCCAAGGCCUCACAGCCUGUCUGCUGGAUGACUGUGUGGGGGCUCCUGUUUCUGCUCUGGCCUGUGGCCACAGCCACGGAGGCCUGCCCCAGGCCCUGCACCUGCCAGGCCUUGGAAACCAUGGGGUUAAAGGUGAACUGCGAAGGGCGGGGCCUCACAGCCCUGCCUGAGCUGCCAGCCCACACCCGCCAGCUCCUACUGGCCAACAACAGCCUCCGGUCAGUGCCACCAGGUGCCUUCGACCACAUGCCUCAGCUGUGGAACCUCAGCGUGACACACAACCCUUGGCACUGUGACUGCAGCCUCACCUACCUGCGCCUCUGGCUGGAGGACCGCAUGCCCGAGGCCCUGCUACGAGUGUACUGCGCCAGCCCGGACUUGGCCACCAGGCGCCCACUGGGCCAACUGACAGGCUAUGAGCUGGGCAGCUGUGGCUGGAAGCUGCCACCAUCCUGGGCCUACUCGGGCAUGUUGUGGGAUGUGGCACUAGUAGCUGUGGCCGUGCUAGGCCUGGGUCUGCUGGCUGCCCUGCUGAACACAUUCACAGAGUCCCUGACUGAGCCUAGCCCCUAAACCAGGCCAGGGGCCAGACCUGCAUCCACAGAAGCACCAGCAUCAGGCAGCACACGCCAUCAAAGGAGGGUAGGUCAUUCAGUGGGCAGUGACACUUACUGCCCAGCCUGAAGACCUGAUCCCCAGGACCCCCAUCAUAGGAGUGAACUGAAUCUCACCUCCACACCCAGACCAUAAAAGUGCAGCAAGUAAAAUAAAUGUAAUUUUAAAAGACAGCAAUAAACCACUGCAUGGCC